UCGGUAGCUAACUGUCGACAGGAACUGUAGGAAAAUGUUCAUUUUGUUUGUCCUAUUAACCGUUGCGCUUGCUAUUUACUGGGUGAGAAGAAAAUAUGCCUACUGGAAGCAUCGAGGCGUUCCCUAUGUGGCGCCGAGCUUUCCGGUUGGAAACCUUAACCAGACACGCUCCCUCGCACUCCAGAUGCAAGAUGUGUACGUGAAGUUGAAAGAUUGUGGAAGGAAAUUCGGAGGAGUAUUCUUUUUCGUGGAACCUUUGGCGAUUAUACUGGAUUUAGAUUUUGCGAAAGAUGUUUUCGUGAAAGACUUUCAAUAUUUUCAUGAUCGAGGAGUUUAUAGUAAUGAAAAGGCAGAUCCAAUAACAGCGCAUCUCGUAACGAUGGAAGGAACUAAGUGGAGGAAUCUGAGGGCAAAGCUGACGCCAACUUUCACUGCCGGUAAAAUGAAAAUGAUGUUUCCGACAAUCAUUGGAGUAGCUGAGGAAUUCCGGAAGUGUAUGCAAGUAGAAGCGAAAAACGGAGGAGUAGUGGACAUGAAAGAGUUCGUUGCCCGAUUCACAACCGAUGUCAUAGGAACCUGUGCCUUUGGGCUGGACUGCAACAGUUUAAAAGAUCCAAAUGCGAAGUUUCGUCGAAUGGGAAGAAAAAUCUUUACUAUAACUCCUAGGAUUUUCCUGCGAAGGAUGUUCUGUCUCACGUUCCGAGAUCUGGCCAGAUUUUUAAAUUUUCGUCUGUCGGAUCCAGAAGUAUCCGACUUUUUUAUGAACGUAGUACGAGAAACAAUUGAGUUUCGUGAAAGGAAUAAAAUUGAUCGGGAUGAUUUCAUGGAUCUAUUGAUCAAGUUGAAAAAUGCGGAUCCGAUUGACAAUGGAACUCCAGCGAAACUGAACAGGUUAACAUUCAAUGAAAUUGCCGCUCAAGCUUUUGUAUUCUUUAUAGCCGGAUUUGAGACGUCAUCUGCGGCAAUGUCCUUCUGUUUAUACGAAUUGGCCCAGAAUCAGGAGAUUCAGGACAAAGCAAGAAAGAACGUGCAGGAAGUUUUAGCUCGGCAUGAGGGAAAAAUGACGUACGAAGCAGUUCAUGAAAUGAGAUAUAUAGAAAAUUGCAUUAACGAGUCACUUCGCAAGUAUCCACCAGUUACGAAUAUUCUCCGCAACACAAGCAAGGACUAUCAUGUUCCGGACAUGAACGUCACCCUGGAGAAAGGUUACCGAGUGUUGCUGCCGGUUUACGCAAUCCAUCACGAUGCACGGUACUAUCCGGACCCUGAAAAGUAUGAUCCGGAUCGUUUUAGUCCAGAGGAAACCGCCAAGCGUCACCAAAUGGCAUUCGUUCCCUUUGGCGAUGGUCCUCGCAUUUGUAUCGGUAUGCGCUUCGGUAUGAUGCAAGCCCGUGUUGGAUUGGCCUAUCUGUUGCAGAAUUUCCGUUUCAAACUGUCACCGAAAACUUCACGUCAGCUGGAGUUUCUGGCCUCAAAUGCGAUUCUCGCUUCCAAGGGAGGUUUGUGGUUGCACAUCGAAAAUCUAUGAAAGCUACGUUUUCAGUCAGAUAUUCAAAAUCUAAUUGUGUACAACAUUCUCAAACCACA
Malaya genurostris is the source of this 1587-nucleotide messenger RNA. Its product is annotated as cytochrome P450 6a2-like. The transcript is spliced from 2 exons. The record is from RefSeq and is a predicted model, not a curated record. Bases 35 to 1528 code for a protein of 497 amino acids. Lineage: Eukaryota; Metazoa; Arthropoda; Insecta; Diptera; Culicidae. Gene Ontology annotation, molecular function: iron ion binding; oxidoreductase activity, acting on paired donors, with incorporation or reduction of molecular oxygen; heme binding.